Messenger RNA from Erythranthe guttata (spotted monkey flower), 2765 nucleotides. RefSeq names its product vacuolar protein sorting-associated protein 35B. Gene Ontology annotation, biological process: retrograde transport, endosome to Golgi; intracellular protein transport. NCBI's taxonomy places the organism in Eukaryota, Viridiplantae, Streptophyta, Magnoliopsida, Lamiales, Phrymaceae. Gene Ontology annotation, cellular component: retromer, cargo-selective complex; retromer complex; late endosome. The record is from RefSeq and is a predicted model, not a curated record.
AAUGAAAUGAAGGAAAGAGCAAUUGUUGCUUAUUACCAUGACUGGUCGUCUGGUCCUCGCUGUUCGAACUGAACGCUGUUGAGUUGGCAAGAGAGAGAAAGAGAGGAGAGAGAGAGAGAGAGAGAGAAGGGAAACGACGAUGAUAUCGAACGGAAUCGAAGACGAGGAUAAAUGGCUGGCGGAAGGCAUCGCCGGAAUUCAACACAACGCCUUCUACUUGCAUCGCGCAUUGGAUUCGGAUAAUCUCCGAGAAGCACUCAAAUACGCGGCGCUAUUGUUAUCUGAGCUGCGAACUUCGAAACUCUCGCCUCACAAAUACUACGAGCUCUAUAUGCGCGCGUUUGAUGAAUUGAGGAGGCUGGAAGUGUUCUUCAAGGACGAAGAUCGACACGGUUGUCCGGUGGUUGACCUAUAUGAACUUGUUCAGCAUGCUGGAAAUAUCCUGCCUAGAUUGUAUCUUCUUUGCACGGUUGGUUCUGUUUAUAUAAAGUCAAAGGAGGCUCCAGCUAAGGAUGUUCUUAAAGAUCUUGUCGAAAUGUGUCGCUCUGUUCAACAUCCCAUUCGCGGGCUCUUUUUGAGGAGCUAUCUUGCUCAAAUUAGUAGAGAUAAGUUACCAGAUAUUGGUUCAGAGUAUGAAGGUGAUGGUGACACUGUCAUGGAUGCUGUAGAAUUUGUGCUGCAAAAUUUCACGGAGAUGAAUAAACUAUGGGUCCGGAUGCAGCACCAGGGACCUCUCAGGGAGAAAGAUAAACUAGAAAAAGAGCGGAACGAACUGCGUGAUCUUGUGGGAAAAAAUUUACAUGUCCUCAGUCAGAUAGAGGGUAUUGACCUUGAAUUAUACAGAGACACCGUUCUUCCCAGAGUUUUGGAGCAGAUUGUCAAUUGUAAGGAUGAACUUGCGCAAUACUAUUUGAUGGACUGCAUAAUUCAGGUCUUUCCAGAUGAGUACCACUUGCAGACCCUCGAGAUAUUAUUGGGUGCCUGCCCCCAACUUCAACCAACAGUUGACCUGAAAACAGUGUUGUCACAACUGAUGGAGAGGUUGUCGAACUACGCUUCCUCAAGUCCUGAACUGUUACCAGAAUUUUUACAAGUUGAAGCAUUUUCCAAGCUGAGCAAUGCAAUCGGAAAGGUUAUUGAAGCACAAGUUGAUAUGCCUAUUGUUGGAGUAAUCACUCUGUACGUGUCUCUUCUGACUUUCACUCUUCGUGUUCACCCUGAUCGGCUGGAUUAUGUGGAUCAAGUGCUGGGAUCGUGUGUCAAAAAAUUAUCUGGCAUACCAAAGCUCGAAGAUAGUAAAGCAACAAAACAAGUUGUUGCCCUUCUGAGUGCUCCACUGGAUAAAUACGAUGAUAUCGUCACAGCUCUUACACUUUCUAAUUAUCCCCGAGUAAUGGAUCACCUUGAUGCUGGGACAAAUAAAAUCAUGGCGAUGGUUAUCAUCAAAAGCAUUAUGAAAAACAAAACUUUUGUUUCAACUUCUGACAAGGUUGAGGUACUUUUUGAACUGAUAAAAGGGCUUAUAAAGGAUUUGGAAGGGAUUUCUACAGACGAGCUUGAUGAAGAAGAUUUCCACGAGGAGCAAAAUUCUGUUGCUUGCCUCAUGCACAUGUUGUAUAAUGAUGACCCAGAUGAGAUGCUAAAGAUAAUAUGUACAGUGUGGAAACAUAUAACGGCUGGAGGUCAGAAACGCCUAUCUUUCACAGUUCCUCCUCUUGUUUUUUCUGCUCUUAAGUUGGUUAGGAGAUUGCAAGGCCAAGAUGGAGAUGUAGCUGGAGAAGAAGUUCCAGCCACCCCAAAGAAAAUAUUUCAGCUCUUGAAUCAGAUUAUCGAGAGUCUGACAGUUGUUCCAUCACCUGAACUGGCUUUGAGGCUCUACUUGCAAUGUGCAGAGGCUGCUAAUGACUGUGAACUUGAACCGGUGGCUUAUGAGUUUUUCACACAAGCUUUUGUUUUAUACGAGGAAGAAGUUGCGGAUUCUAAAGCCCAGGUGACAGCUAUUCACCUAAUAAUCGGGACGCUGCAGAGAAUGAACAUUUUUGGCGUUGAGAAUCGAGAUACCUUGACUCAUAAAGCCACAGGGUAUUCGGCUAAACUUUUAAAGAAGCCGGAUCAGUGCAGAGCAGUUUAUGCUUGUUCCCAUCUUUUCUGGGUUGAUGAACCGGAUGGUGUUAAAGAUGGAGAAAGGGCUCUACUUUGCUUAAAGCGUUCGUUAAGGAUUGCCAAUGCGGCUCAGCAGAUGGCAAAUGUUACCAGGGGUAGCAGCGGGCCCGUAACACUCUUCGUUGAAAUACUCAACAAGUACCUUUAUUUCUUCGAGAAGGGAAACCCUCAGAUAACAGGUUCUGUAAUUCAGGGACUUGUAGAGUUAAUUAAAACCGAGAUGCAGAGUGACAGUACAACGGCCAAUCAUGCUUCAGAUGCAUUUUUUACGAGCACGUUGCGUUAUAUUCACUUCCAGAAGCAAAAAGAUGGUCCCAUGGGUGAGAAAUAUGGUUCUAUUAAGUUGUGACAUUUUUUAUGCUUCUUCCGAAAUGUGAUUAAUUUAAUUUAUUCACACCCUUCUGUUGUCGAGUCGACUCCUGUCACUUUGAAAACUUCUGUUGUAUACGAAAACUCAGUGAUCUUUGUAUGUGAAAAGGAAAUAAAAAUAAAAAUAUUUAUGCUAUCAUAUUUUUUCGUCCCUUCUAGUCUACUUUAUUUAUGUUCCUUUGUAAUAGUUACAAUAAUGCAUUAAUUAAUUAUAUAUUUUUCUUUGAUUUUAC